AUGUUUGAGAGAGGAGCAAGGAAAGGAAGAAGAAAGCACGCUACUGUAAAUGAAAAUUGUGAACAUGAAUUUAAAAUAUUUUUCAAUCCAUUCCCAUUCCAUUCCCGUUCCAUUCUUCUCUCGCCCUCUCAUGAUUCCGAAGCAAGUUUGAGAAAUCAAGCUUCGCGUAACAGCGACUCCAGUCGUUUAUCGCUUACUCACUUCCUCGAUCGCAAACUGCAUAACUCUUCAACAGUCCCUCAAACCGUUUCGGGGAAAUUGACGCCUUUUCAAUCACCGGCCAAUGAGCAAGAUGGAAGCGUCAAACUAACUGAAGAAGAGAGAAAGUCUGCAACUGCUGAUGAGAAGUUGAUUUUGGGAAUGAAAAGGAAAAAUCCAUUUGAAGAUCCCUUUGCUGAGGCAAAUGCUGAGGACUCUGGUGCCGGUGCCGGGACCAAAGAAUAUGUUCAUGUCCGUGUACAACAGCGUAACGGAAGGAAAAGCUUAACAACUGUUCAAGGGUUAAAGAAAGAGUUCAGCUAUAGCAAGAUACUCAAGGACUUGAAGAAAGAAUUUUGCUGUAAUGGCUGGCAUUGUAAAGAAGGAGAAUAUCAAGCUUCAUGGUUGAAUUCGAAAGCUAUAAUUCCAAAAACAUCAAUUUCGAUCGCUUUAUUGAAGGUCAUGCUAGGAUCAAAAGGUUCUUUCUUAGUGCAACAGGCCAUGAGGGCAUUCCGUGCUCAGAAUUUAGAAAGUGCCAAAUCAAGACUCAGCCUAUGUGCAGAAGACGUUCGUAGUCAGAUUGAAAAAAGGAAUUUAUCUGUCAAGACGAAAAACGUGUCAAUAGCCCAAUUUAAGAGUCUUUGUGCUUAUUGGAGUAAGGAAACUAUACAAGCAAUCAGUGAAAAUAACACUAGAAAUAGAGCUCAACUAAAGUGGAUGCAUCGAAUGGGUCCCAAAAACUUUGCUUUGACUCGUGAAAAAUGUGAAAAGGAAAAAAGAGAGCCCACUCAAUCAGAAAUGUUUGUUGAAACUCGAAAAGGAAAUAAAGGAAAGGAACUGGAUGUAGAAACUGGAAAAGUAAUUGACGACAUAAAUGAUAAAAUUCAAGAGGACGACCUAAAUGAUAAAAUUCAAGAGGACGACGUAGAUGACGAAUUUCAAGAGGACGACAUAGAUCUAGAUGAUGAAUUUCAAGAGGAGGAUAUAGAUGGUGAAUUUCAAGAGAACGACAAAGAUGAAGAAUUUAUGGAGGAUGACAUAUCUAAUGAAUUUCAAGAGGACGAUCUGGAUGCUUUACUCCUAGAAAACAAACUUGAAUGA
Vicia faba (fava bean) is the source of this 1299-nucleotide messenger RNA. NCBI's taxonomy places the organism in Eukaryota, Viridiplantae, Streptophyta, Magnoliopsida, Fabales, Fabaceae. The record is from the annotation of a GenBank genome assembly.